Messenger RNA from Durusdinium trenchii, 2789 nucleotides. The record is from the annotation of a GenBank genome assembly. Lineage: Eukaryota; Dinophyceae; Suessiales; Symbiodiniaceae.
GAGACGAAGUGGAAGAGCGUAUCAAGGGCAAGAGUGGCAGGCUUCGAGUGGUGGCCUUGGGGAAGGGCGACCAGGGUUCUGUGGCCACGCUGGUGGCGGACAAGAAGGAAGCCAAGUGGAUGAAGAAACACUUAGAAAGCGUGGUGAAGAAGAUCUUGGAUGACGUGGAGGUAGCAUCGGUCCAAGACCACUCAGAAUAUUUGGACUUGGACUUCAGUAUCGAUGUCAUGAAAGCGGGCAAGGGCCGAGAAAUCGUCGAUGUGCUCGCAGUGCCCGAAACCAGCAUGAAGAUUGCGGACACCAUGGCGAUCAUGCGUGGCAUCGACACCAAGGUGCAGGUCACCUGUCCCGCCGCCUCGCGAAAGCUCGCGGACUUGGAGGUCUCUGUGAAUUGGACUGCGAAGCGGCCCACGACCGGAGACAUGGACUGCCUCUGUGUGAUCUUCGCCGAGGAACACCUGAUCUACGCUUGCACCUUCAGCUCGCUUAUCAACAAGGGAGCGACCUCGGCGACCCAGAGCAAGGACGACUACUACCAUCAAGAGAUGGCCAAGUCCGUGGCCAGAGCAUUGGAUCCAGGAGCACCCACUGAGAACCAUUGUCCCAUGCGGAUCGACCUCUCUGCCCUUCCGCGCGAGGUCACAGACAUGUACUUCGUGGUCUCAGCAGAUGAGGGCGAGGAGCUUUCCAGCUAUGCCAGCUGUUCGUUGUCCUUGGUAGACCUUGCCCGCGAUCAAGAGCUGACCAAGUGUGAAGUGCCACCACCGAAAGCCCAGAGCUUGGUGGUGUGCUCCCUGACUCGCCACGACAACGGCUGGGUGGUCCUCUCCGUGAACGCUCCAGUGCACCUGGGCGGGGCGCGAAGAUUCGAGCCCAUCCUGGACACCUUAGCAGAGCGUCAGAGUCGGCACCUCAACUGGGAGCGACGGAGGGACUUGCUCUACCUGCGAACGCUCCACAAGUGUGGUCGGAUGGCCCGCUGCAGCGACGCGGAAUUCGCCGUGGUCAUGCACAAGACCAAGCGAAGCUUCGCGCUCUUCUUCGCGCGGAGAAGCGGGCUGGAUUGCUGCGUGCGCAUGCGCGCGCGAGCGCACCAUGCUCGCUGUGCCACCACUGGUGGCUCGGACGCCUGCAAAUGGAAGACCGAAGGCAUGAUCUGCCGGGAGGACUUUCAUCAAGCGAUUCAGGGGAAGUACGGCGAGUACAAGCCCACCAAGGGCUUCUUCGAGGCCUGCGUGGUCUUCGCGGACGCCAGCGGCUUCACCGCGCUCACCGAGGCCUUGGCGAAGCAGCCCCACGGCGCUGAAGAGAUUGGUUCCUGUUUGAACGGUUUCUUUGGGACGCUCAUCGAUAUCAUCACUCACUACGGUGGGGACGUUUUGAAGUUCAGUGGGGAUGCGGUGACCAUCCUUUGGAAGGUCCUCCCAGGUGAUUCAGAGGAAACCCAGGAGAAGGCACGCCAAAGAGCCGUGCUCAGCGCCUGCAGCUGUUGCGAGAGCUUGCAACGUCAAGCGCAAUCCUUCGGGCAGACGCCGGUGCCAGAGGUGACCCUCACCUUGCACAUCGGCGUGGGCUUUGGUCCACUGAAGCUCCUACAGCUGGGUGGGCUCUUAGACCGCUGGGAGUUCUGCGCGGCCGGGCAGCCGCUGGAAGAGGUGGCGAUUGCCGAACCUUUGGCCAAGCCAGGGGAAACGGUGGUAAGCCCAAGCAUUCAACAGAUCCUGGGUUCCAAUGAUUUCUUUUCCUUCCAGGUGUGUCCUGGAGCUCCCGAACGGGAGGAUGAUGGUCCUAGCUACGCCUUGUUGCGCUGUGAACAACUUGAUGUCAGUAGUCAGUCGAUGACGGGGCAGGGACGCAGCCGUGCCACGCUCCAACGUUUGGAGCGGCCCUUGGAUGCCAAGGUGGUCCAGAGAUAUGUGCCCUACGCCGUCAGGAGGAAACUCAAAGAGCAGUCGGAGGCUUUGGUGCUCGGCCUGGAACCGGAAAUGCGCCGCGUCUCCGUGAUCUUCCUCUCCAUCCGAGGUUUGAAUCCUGGUGGUGUUGGCAAAGACCAGGACGUGGAACGCACACAACUGGUGGUCCAACUGCUGCAACAAGCUACCUAUGCCUUCGAAGGUAGUGUCAACAAGUUCUUGGUGGAUGAUAAAGGGAUGCUUUUGCUUUGCGGCUUUGGGCUUCCACCCUUGAAUCACUACAUCGAUGAUCCGCUCCGUGCCGUCUUAGCGGCCGCACGCUUCUGUGACACACUGGCGGAAGAGGGCUUGGAGGGCCAAUGUGGAGUGGCCACCGGCACUGUGUGGUGUGGCACCGUGGGCAGCACCAUCCGGCGUGAGUACACCGUCUUAGGGGACACGGUGAACUUGUCUGCGCGCUUGAUGGCGAAAACGGACCGAAACACCGUGCUCGUGGACGCAGAGACCUUUCGGUCUUGCCGGAGUAAGUUGUCCUUUGACUGUUUGGGCGCGAUCCACGUGAAAGGCGCGGGUCCCGCGGCGGGUCCCGCGGCGGUUGGAGCAACGAAGCCCCACGCGGAGCUAGGCGAGUGGCUGAGCGCCCAGCACGGCCGCCUCGUGGUCCGAGACCGUCGCGUGUGGCGCAGUGACUUCCUCUUCGGCCUGCUGUUGGAUGCGGAGGGCGGCGCGGAGGGCCAGCUGCGGCUCCAUUUGGCGCACGGCGAGGAGCUUGCGUUGAACACGCUCCUUUCCACGCGCUCCCUCCUCCUCUGGCACACCAUCCCGGAGCUGGGCGGACCUUUCCAGGGCGACACCUGGGACCGUCAGGACGGUUGA